This is a messenger RNA of Diachasmimorpha longicaudata, 1637 nucleotides long. RefSeq names its product beclin 1-associated autophagy-related key regulator (gene Atg14). Gene Ontology annotation, cellular component: phosphatidylinositol 3-kinase complex, class III; extrinsic component of omegasome membrane; autophagosome. Gene Ontology annotation, biological process: cellular response to starvation; autophagosome assembly; mitophagy. The record is from RefSeq and is a predicted model, not a curated record. The transcript has 8 exons. Lineage: Eukaryota; Metazoa; Arthropoda; Insecta; Hymenoptera; Braconidae. The coding region runs from base 36 to 1496 and encodes 486 amino acids.
GAGAGAAAAGAGUCAAUAGUGAUGAAUUGUUGGUUAUGGCGACAAGUAGUUCGGACGGUUCUUGCACAGCACCAGCUGAUUUUCAAUUAUCCGCAGAUCUCGAAGACGUGUCCAAUCGUUUAAGUAUUAAUUUCUUAAAGUGUCCUGUGUGCCAUAAUAACAGAAGAGUUUUCUACUGCAAACAGUGCGUUCAGAAUGGAAAUUUCGUGCAUUCAACGUCUGUUUACUCUGAACGAUUUGCGGACAAACAAUUACGGUUGUUACGGCUGAAGGCAGCAAGGACCCAACUGGAGGACAAUUGGGCGAAGGUAUUCGAGAAACACAGGCAGAAGGAUAAAUUGAUAUGUGAUAUUAAUAUGUGCAAGGAGAGAGUUAAACUGGUGCACACUUUAGUCAAUGAAACGAAGCAAAGUUUAUUUAGAGGCCACCAACGACUGAAUAUUCUGAAGGACGCAAAUUUGCAAUUGGUCCUUCGUCUCCCCCGGCAUGAAGAGAGGGUAGAAAAACUUCAGAAAUACGUAAAUGGCCUGAAGAUGAAACAGGAGAAGCAGAAGGAGGCGGUUGACAGGAAGAGACAGCAGUUGAAGAAGGUCAUAAGGACCGCAGCAAAGCAGCUGAUUCAAUACAUAUUCCCUUUGAGUAAAGUUGAAGUUAAUCGAAGUUUAUGUAGCAGUGAAGAAGAAGGCCGAAACACCGAUGUUGUCACAUGUGCAUUGGCAGACGCCUCAGGAACUUCAUACGUGCGAGGGCGAUGGAUCAAUGAUUCUGAAAAUAGUUUAGAAGCUCAGCAUCGAAUUGUAGCUCCAACUUUACCAGGAUCUGGUGAUUACAGUGCAUAUUCAAUUUGGGUGAUUUACUUGUUUACAGUUACUGCCAAUAAAGACGGAGUUCCAGGGUCUAAUAAGGAAAAUUUUAUGCACAAUCCAGCAUAUAAUAUGAGCGCUGCAUUAACAUACGCCGCACAACUUGUUAAUGUCUUGGCGUAUUACGUUAAUGUCAGAUUGCCCUACAAAUUAUCUUAUGGAGAAUUCUGUGGCAAUGAAAUGUCAAGCCAGAAAUUCGCGCGGAAGGUCGCCCGUCUCAACAGCAAUGUUCUUCACCUGUGUUUCACCCAGAAUACAGACAUCAAUGUCAUACACCCAAUGCACACACUCCAAAAUCUAAUGCACCUACUCAACACAGAGAUAAGUGAUCUCGGUCGAGUGGGUCCUAUGGAGGCAGAUUCGACGAUUGCUGACCAGCUCCACAAUCAAUUAACGUCUGACCUUGAGAAGAGUGACGACUCGGCGUCGGAUGAAGAGGAGGACGCAUUCAAUUGGGAGUGGGAAGCUGUUCCAAAUGUGGCCUGUCCCGAGAUGACAGUGCCAAUACCUGGCGCAACACUCACUCAGCAGUCCUCGAGUAUCCAGGUAAACCAGAGCGUCGCCGGAGGUCUCGUUACAAGUGCUGCUGCCAGCAUUGCCUCCAUUUGGCGCGGUUGGACGACUAAUAAAUAAUUAAUUAAUUAAUAUUUUAAUGGACAUCAUACGUAGAAGUUCAUUCAAGUGACUGAAAGAAUGAGAAUAAGAGUGAUGAAUUAAAUUGAAUUAUUUUUUUUUUCUCAACGACGAAAUAAACGAGUUUACUUUAAAUUGGCA